Onychostoma macrolepis is the source of this 2812-nucleotide messenger RNA. RefSeq names its product gastrula zinc finger protein XlCGF7.1-like. Bases 784 to 1698 code for a protein of 304 amino acids. NCBI's taxonomy places the organism in Eukaryota, Metazoa, Chordata, Actinopteri, Cypriniformes, Cyprinidae. The record is from RefSeq and is a predicted model, not a curated record. Gene Ontology annotation, molecular function: DNA-binding transcription factor activity, RNA polymerase II-specific; RNA polymerase II cis-regulatory region sequence-specific DNA binding. The transcript is spliced from 3 exons. Gene Ontology annotation, biological process: regulation of transcription by RNA polymerase II.
UGACAUUUCAGUUAUUGUUUUCAAAACAUUUUAAGCACAAAUUUAAUUUUGUUGUAGUGAGUACUAUCAAUCAUUUAAUGAUAAGUUAAAGGGAUCAAACAGAUCUCGCCCCCAUUUACUUCCAUAGUAGGAAAAAUAAUAUGACAAAGAAAUACUAUGGUAGUCAAUGGGAGGCUAUAUCUGUUUGGUUACUGACAUUCUUCCAAAUAUCUUUAUUUUAUUUAUACAGGUUUGAAGCAACCUGAGGGCGAGUAAAUGAUGACAGAUUUUUCAUUUUUGGGUGAACUACCCCUUUAAGUUAUUCUUACAACUCUGUCAGACAGUCUGGAAAGCCCAUUUACUUCAUACAAUUUGCUGUUUAUUGCUUAUUGCUUAAAAAAAAUGAAAUAACAAAAAACACAAUGUUGCAUCCGACAAACUGAAUAUCUGUUGAAAACUCUACUCAUUUCAUAAUUUAACUCUUUAUCUAAAUGUGAUGAAGUGCUUGACGCUUUCUAACAUGAAUGUUCUUCAGCAUGUAGAUAACACAUUAUUCUCUGUAUUUGCUAAUAUUGUUUAAGUUAAGCAGAGCUGACUUUGCCAAAUUUAAAUCUGUACACUCGCAAAGUAUUUCUCAUAUUAUUUCCCUCCUCUUCACUCCAGUCCAGCGGGUGGCGCUAAAACACAUGCGUUUGUUUGUCAAACACCAUUAAACCUCAGAAGAAGAAGAGUCAUGACUAAGUGUUGAAGCAAGCAGGAAUAUCUGGAGGAGUAUCAUCUGAACUGAGAUCUGCUGCUGUGAAGAUGGUGUUUGUUAAAGAGGAGAGUGAGGAGAACAUGAUUAAACCAGAACCCUGCAGAAUAAAACACGAGGAACCAGAACCUGAACCAGAAACCUGGAGAAUAAAACACGAGGAACCAGAACCUGAACCAGAAACCUGCAGAAUAAAACACGAGGAACCAGAAACCUGGAGAAUAAAACAGGAGGAACAAGGAGAGUCGAUUAAAGAAAACAAGGAGAAUGAAGAAUUGAGAGAAGUUGAGGAGAAAAAUCAUGUCAAAACUGGAGAAAAAACUUUGAGUUGCUCUCAAACCGAAAAGAAAGAUUUAAAGAAAAUAGGAGCCAAGAAAUCUUUCACCUGCACUCAGUGUGGAAAGAGUUUGACAAGCAAAUAUAGUCUUGAGCGUCACAUGAGAUUUCAUACGGGAGAGAAACCGUACACUUGUGAUCAGUGCGGGAAGAGUUUCUCACAAUCAGCAAACCUUAAGAAACACAUUAUCAUCCACACUGGAGAAAAACUGCACGCAUGUGAUCAAUGCGGAAAAACAUUUUUGUGGGCUUCAAACCUGAAGACACACCUGAGAGUUCAUACAAAGGAGAAGCCACAUUCAUGUCAUUUGUGUGGAAAGAGUUUUUCACGUCCAGAAAAUUUGAAAGAACAUCAGAAAAUACAUUCUGCUGUGAGAGAGUUCAUGUGCUUUGAGUGUGAAAAAGCUUUUACUUCAGCAAAGUGUUUAAAACUGCACCAGAGGGUCCACACUGGAGAGAAACCUUAUAAGUGUUCACACUGUGACAAGAGAUUCAGUCAGUCAGGAAGCCUGAAAAGACACGAGAGGAUCCACACCGGAGAGAAACCGUAUCACUGCACUGCAUGUGGGAAGAGUUUCAAUCAUUCAUCUGGUCUACACAUUCAUACAAAAAACUAUCACUGUAAGUAGAUCAUCUUCAGAUCCAGCUCUUUCAGAUCUGAUGCUGACUCCUCAGCAAUUGUGACGCAAUGAAAUAUCAUCUGGAUAAAUCUGUCCUAACCAGACAUUACAAGUGACAUGACAAAGAAACAUUAUCUAAAGUUUUCACAGUGAAUAAAGUCCAUCUUCAUCUUCAAAACCAGCAGAUUCAACUGAGAUUCAGAUCAACUCAAAGAUGGAGUUCCUCCCCAAAGAACAAUGUCACAAAGUUAUAUUCGUGUAUAUCAUUUUGUUUCAUGAUAUAAAUGAUAUCACUGUUUUCUUAUGAGUUUCAUAUUGUGUUCAAUUGUCUUAUGAUGCAUGUAUCACUUGUACUGUGAGAUUCAGAUCAACUCAAAAGCCCUCUUCGGAUUAACAUGAUAGUAGAUGAUGGACUCAUGAAACAGUGGAAGUUCUUUCAUCAUUUGAUGUUGGAUUUAAGUAUGAUGUGGUGAUGAUGAUGAUGAUGAUGUUUGUUUUAUACAUUAUGUUUAUUAUGUUUGAACUGAACUAACAGACAUGAUCACAGCAGUCCUACUGACUUCAGGAGGUACCACACACGUCUUUACAUUGUUCGUUGUUUUAUACCUUUCAUUUCAUUCCCAGCUUCACAGACUGAGUCUGUUUUCUCUUCUUCUCUUGAUUGUGUCUAUCAUCUGUCCACUCGCAGUGAUUGUGAUCUUAAUUUCCGUCGACUUGAUUGCACAGAUUCUAUUUGAACUGAACUGAUCUGGAUGAUAACAUCACUGAAUCAACAAUGAACUGACUUUAACUGGAAAACUGAAUCUAUUGUUCUCUUGCAUUCUCAGCACACGUUUUUCCUGUUUAACACUGUGAAGCUACUUUGACACAAUCUGUAUUGUAUAAAGUGCUUAUAUAAAUAAAGGUGGCUUGACUGAUGAUUCACAUUGAUCUGGAACAAUCUGCAAUCAUGAGAGCUCAGUAAAUACUUUUGUGUUGAAUUAUUUUGCAGGGAGGAAGAAAUCGCAGCACCGAGAGGAAAUAGUGAUGAAUACAAUAUUAGAAUAAAAUACUCUGCAAAUAACAGGCUAUAUUACAGCUAGAUUUAUCUUCGUUAAUUUAAUUAAAAAAAUUUUUUUUUCAU